Messenger RNA from Malus domestica (apple), 1701 nucleotides. NCBI's taxonomy places the organism in Eukaryota, Viridiplantae, Streptophyta, Magnoliopsida, Rosales, Rosaceae. The record is from RefSeq and is a predicted model, not a curated record.
AAACUCCCACAAAAGAAGGAAGAAGCACAUGACAUUUGGUUACGUCUCAAAUCUCAAUUCAAUAAUUGGAGACUAAAACGACAACGUCUCAUUCCGCCUUCACCUCCAACAGUCCUACCAAAUCUCCAUCGCCAAAAAUAUCUUCCCUGAAUCCAAGAGCAAAACUCAAAGAUCUGAGCUUUCUCAGCUGAUCCAAUCCCUCAACCCGAACCCGGAAACCCAUUGCGAAACAUCCACCAAUUUCCGAUGGGUUUCAAUGCCAAAACCGCCGACGAAAAUUCUGAGGCCAGCCUCCUGCUCCCCACCGUAACCGCCGCCGCACCUAAUAAAAUCCCAAAGGACUCCUUCCACUUGGCCUAUAUCAUCUACUUCACACUGGGUCUCGGCUACCUCCUCCCAUGGAACGCGUUCAUCACAGCCGUCGAUUACUUCGCCUACCUCUACCCAGAUGCCAGCGUCGACCGUAUAUUCUCCGUCGUGUACAUGGUGGUGGGCCUCUUCUGCCUCCUCCUGAUAAUCUUCUACUCCCACAUGUCCGAAGCCUAUGUCCGGAUCAAUGUGGGCCUGGGCCUCUUCGUCGUUUCGCUGCUAGUCGUUCCCCUCAUGGAUGUGUUUUACAUCAAGGGUCGGGUCGGGUUGUACGACGGGUUUUACGUGACGGUUGCGGCGGUUGCACUUUCCGGCGUGGCGGAUGCAUUGGUCCAAGGCUCGCUCAUUGGGGCGGCUAGUGAGUUGCCCGGAACUUAUAUACAAGCCAUUGUGGCCGGGACUGCUGGUUCAGGCCUUCGUCGUUCUGCUCUAAGGAUCGUAACCAAGGCUGUAUAUCCACAAACUGCCGAUGGCCUGAGGAAAAGUGCUAACCUUUACUUCGCCGUCGGGAUAGUCAUUAUUGUCAUAUGCAUUGUUUUCUACAAUGUGGCACCAAGGAUUCCGGUGAUGAAGUAUUAUGCAGAUUUGAAGGUUCAGGCUGUAAACGAUGAGACAGAAGAGAAGGGUCCGCUGACCGUGACUGUUUUGAGAUCAACUCUGUGGCACGUAGUCGAUAGAGUCAAGUGGUAUGGAAUUAGCAUCCUCCUCAUCUAUAUCGUGACUUUGUCGAUAUUCCCGGGAUACAUUACCGAAGACGUGCAUUCUCAGAUUCUUAAGGAUUGGUACCCAAUCAUCCUUAUCGCCGGCUACAACGUGUUUGAUCUCGUUGGCAAGUCUCUGACUUCUGUGUAUCUCCCCAGAAGUUCCAAGGUUGCAAUCGGCAGUACAGUUGUGCGAUUGCUCUUCUUUCCUCUCUUCUACGGGUGCUUGCACGGCCCCAAAUUCUUCCGAACAGAGAUUCCAGUGACGAUACUAACUUGCCUUUUGGGACUCACUAACGGCUACUUGACCAGUGUGUUGAUGAUUUUGGCUCCCAAAGUUGUCCAAUUACAACAUGCCGAGACUGCCGGGAUCGUGAUCGUGCUGUUCUUGGUUCUGGGGUUGGCUGCUGGCUCAGUUGUAUCUUGGUUCUGGGUCAUCUGAUUGCUCAGCAAAUUGCGUACAUACUAAAAACUCUAAAACCUGCUAUUGCCGAGAUCCCACUGCUGGCUCAGUUGUUUUUCUGUAUAGCUUUGUAAUGCUACUGUUAAUAAUAUUUUCUUAAACAUGGAUUAUGAAAUGUAAAUGGUUGAUUAUCAAUUUGUUCAUCUUUAUGUAAACCUGAAUUUGAAU